ACGACACACAAAGAUGCGGAAGGUUCGAAUGGGUUUUGUACUACAAAGUACAUACAGAUGGCGAAGUAUAUCAGAUUUCCCGGGCACCGGGGAAAUAGAAACGCAGUGAACAGUUGUCGUGAUCAAUACUCUAUGACUGGUCCAUAGAGCCUGCAUAAAGAUUAACUGUCGGUGAAUGAAGUUCUCUACAGGUGCGAUUUGCGAGUAAUGCCCCUUCAACAAGAUUCACAGAUUAAAAGUCACGUGAUUCGAGUUAAAUGCUUAUAGACAGUUAAGGACUUUACAUGCAAUAUGAACUGCUACGUUUAUUUUCGCUUUUCCUUCGGCUUUGGAUAAAAUUAUUGUCAAGACAUCCACAUGAUCAGAAAGAAGAGAACUCAUUUUUUAGUCUACCGGGAUUUUUGUUUCUUUUUUUCUUCAAGAUGCCGUGGAAAUUACUGUCAAGUGUGAUACCUUUAUUUAUUGUCUGGGAUGUAAGCUUAAACUUUGCCAGCCCUACACACCAUGUAUUUCACUGGAAUCGAACUAAUCCACUAUUUAGCCACUCAAAUAGUGAGAUAAAUGUCAACCUUGAGGACAGUAUAGACUUCAGGUGCCCCCUUUAUCCCUCCAGCACAUCAUCUAGCCUAUAUGAAUACUACUUAGUCUACAUAGUAACAAUGACAGAAUACAACAACUGCAGAUUACGUACGCCAGUCAAUGCAACAUUGGUGCUCAAUUGCUCUACUCCAAAUAAUGAAAAUUAUUUCACAAUUCUGAUUCGCCGCUUCCAGUCAGUACCAGGGAUGAUUGAUUUCCCACCAGGAAAAUACUAUUUUAUGACAACCUCAACAGGAUAUGUUCAGGGUUUAGAUAACAAGAUAGAUGGGGCCUGCAAGUCAAACAAAAUGAAGCUGGCAAUGACAGUCUCCCCGCCGGGGUCCCAGACCCCCUCCCCCUCUCAGGCUCCACAGAACAGCAGUGAUGCUGUCAAAACCACUACCAGCUCUACCACAACCACAACUACCACUCCUAAACCGGUGACUCCAUCUCCAUCACCUACCACUACCACAACCAUCGCCACAACACAGAAACCCAGCACAACCACCAUCUCAACAACAACAAAAUUCCAUGAGAAACCUAAAGAUCCUAGUAAAGAAAAUGUCAUAGAUGCCACAGGAACGAGUAAAAACACAGGGACAAUAAACAGUGCCUCAAGGACACUUAACUCCUCAAAAACACUGCUUCUAGCAUCAAUAGUUAUCUUUAUUCUGCUUCUACGAUAUCCCCCAGAUCUUCCUGCUGCUGUGAUUGGAUUGUCUCAUGAACAAUUACCAUUGGGCAUCAAACUUAUGACGAGUUUUAUAUGGGAUGUUAAAAACGGGCAGAUAAACGAUGUUCAGAAAUUUGUGGAAGAAAAGGGUGCUGAUGUAGUAAACAAAGAGGUGGAGGGCAGGUUCCCUCUACACUUUGCUGCAGACUAUGGACAGUCACAAGUUAUUGAAUACCUUGUCAGCAAAGGAGCCAAUAUUAAUCAAAAAGACAAACACAACAUAACUCCAUUGCUGGCAGCAGUAUGGGAGGGCCAUGUAUCCAGUGUAGAGACUUUACUUAAACUAGGUGCUGAUAAAACUGUUACAUCACCAGAUGGACAGUCUUUAAUAGAAUGUGCAGAAAAAGAGGAUGUGAAAGCAUUACUGAAGUAAACACAGCCACUAGAACAUAGAACCAUUGUGUAGCUGCAGGAUGUCUAAAACUGGAUAUCAUGGAUCAAACUAACUACAACAUUUUAUAGAUUUUUUUUUUUACUUUAUUAAACAUAUUUUACGGCAUAUGUUAUAUAUAUGUAAUAAUUGAUGAAUUACGGAUUAUAUUUCAAGAUGGAGUUUCUUUAUAAGCUCAGUGUAUUUUUUUUUUUACAGAAAAUUAAUGUUAUUGAUUUAUCUACCAACUUCAUUGAAACUGUUUUCUGUGUUUGUAUAAUUCUUUAUGUGCUUUGUGUUCAAGAAAAGAUAACGUACACACCUUAAAAAAAAAAUGAAUAAUUAAAAAUUGAUGUUAUCAAAGACUUCCUCUUUCAAGAUCCUUAUAAUUUAUCAGAUUUAUAUACAACUAUAUACAUGUACUAAAUCUUAAAAAAUAAAUGGAUGCUCACUAUAUCAAGACUGUUUCAUCUGUCUCUGAAAUUUAUUAUGUAUUGAUAUUGAAAUGCAGUAUUAUAUUUAGCUUACAUAAUUACAUGUAGCUAACAUUCUGGAAAUUUAUUUUGAAAAUCAGGUAAUCUCUCGGUUUUGGCAUAAGACCAGCAUGCUACACUUCUAUAGCCAUGGAAUGUGCUAUAUGCAUGUAUAUAUUGCUAUAAAAAGUCCCAAAAUGGACAUUUGUGUAUCUUUUCUUUUGACUUUUGUAUUGAAUUUGUUAAAAAGUGAAGGUACUUGAGUGCAAUAAAGAUUGGAAAGUGAUUUUUCUUCAGGUGGUGCCAUUACAAUAUCCAAUUUGAGUGACAUAUCAUUUACAGAUUAGAAUGUUUAUUAACAGGAAGUAACUAAGACUUCAAAAUAUUUUUUCUUUGUGUUUUAAAUCAAUUACAUGUAGUAAAAAAAUAUAAUUUGAUCAAAUUGCAAAGAAAAAAAUUGACAGAUAAAAUGUUAGAAGUACAUGAACAGUAUAUAUACAUAAAUGAAUGUGUCAAUGUUGAUGAAAAAGUAUGUUGGUGCACUAAUUCUUUUGUAUAUUCUGCUUGGUACACCAUGUAGGAACGUAGUGGAAAUCUUUGGAUUAGAACACAAACUGAAUUUCACACAUACUGCACCACUUUAUGAAGGCAUAUUCUUGAUGAAUGUGUGUUUAAUCACUUGCAUGCUAAUAAAAAAAUGAAACAAAAAUA
Molecule: messenger RNA, 2866 nt
Organism: Saccostrea echinata
Lineage: Eukaryota; Metazoa; Mollusca; Bivalvia; Ostreida; Ostreidae
Exons: 10
Coding region: 285-1685 (466 amino acids)
Biological process (GO): ephrin receptor signaling pathway; axon guidance
Cellular component (GO): plasma membrane
Molecular function (GO): ephrin receptor binding
Source: RefSeq, a predicted model, not a curated record